Oldenlandia corymbosa var. corymbosa is the source of this 2311-nucleotide messenger RNA. Lineage: Eukaryota; Viridiplantae; Streptophyta; Magnoliopsida; Gentianales; Rubiaceae. The record is from the annotation of a GenBank genome assembly.
UUUUAUGAGAAAAUAUAAAUUUCAAGCAAAUUAUUUCAUCUGCUACUUUUCUUAUCGUAACGAGAGAAAGUAUAUUUGGUGUUCUACCGAAUCGGCGAUUCCUAAUAAUUCAAAAAACACAAACCCUAAUUUCAACGCUGGAUAAUCUUCUUGCUGCUUCCUUCGAUCUGGCCUCUUUUCGUGAUCAGGAGCGAUGAGUCUUGCGCAAGCUUACCGGUACACAGAAGGCGGUCCUUUUUAUGGUGACCCCAUGUCUUACUGGAAUAGGAACUAUGAUACUUCCACGAGCUCAGCUUUUCACUCAAAUUACAGAAGCCACUAUAAUAGCAACUAUAGUCACGUGAAGAAUUUUGUCGAACCCCUUGAAUAUUCUGGAUAUGGUAGAGAGUACAACCGCAGUUAUAAUAAUCAUCAUUCAAAGCCAGAUGGUGUUCCUUCUUUCUCGAAGAAGAGGAAACUUGCCACGUCAACUGGAGAAGUUACUGGAAGGUCAUAUCAAAACACUUAUGCCUACGUCAAACUUCCCUAUAGGCUCCCAAGCACAAAUGGAAACUUCUCAUCAACUGAGUUCAGCAUUUACAAUAAUGCACCGUCAACAUAUGAAAAUCAUUCAGCUGUUGCUCCUAUUAGUACGUCUGAUGCAAAUCCACACGGCUCAACAUCUCACAAGCGUGGCCGUUCUCUUUUUGAGGAUGGUGAUAGUGAUGCUUUAUUUUUGUCAAGAGAUGAAAUUGAAAGACAUUCUCCAUCGCGGAAGGAUGGUAUUGAUGCCAUGCACGAAACUCAUCUUCGGUUUUCGUACUGUGCUUUCUUACAGAACCUAGGACUUCAGCUAGAACUGCCGCAUACCACCAUUGCCACUGCUAUGGUUCUCUGUCAUCGCUUCUUUGUUCGACAAUCACAUGCUUGUCACGACAGAUAUUUGAUUGCUACCGCUUCUCUAUUCCUCGCUGCUAAGUCAGAAGAGACACCUCGUCCACUUUACAAUGUUCUGAGAGUAUCAUGUGAAAUCCUCCACAAUAAGGAUUUUACAUUUCUCUCUUAUGCACUUCCUGUUGAUUGGUUUGAGAAAUAUCGAGAACGAGUCCUUGGUGCAGAAGAACUGAUACUGGCAACUUUGAAUUUUGAGCUUAACGUCCAGCAUCCAUAUGCAUCCCUGACAUCCACUCUUGAAAAGUUAGGGUUUUCCGAACCAUUCUUGGUGAAUCUUGCUCUCAGCUUGGUCACUGAAGGGCUCAGAAGCUCACUUUGGCUUCAGUUCAAGCCACAACAGAUUGCUGCCGGUGCUGCCUAUCUUGCUGCCAAGAUGUUGCACAUGGAUCUUGCUUCAGGCCAUAGUGUUUGGAAGGAGUUUGAAACACCUGCACAUGUGCUCAAAGAUAUUGCCCAGCAGUUGGUGGAAGUACUUUAGAAGAUGGAAGAAGAUGGUAAACUAUGUUAUAAUCUUUGACAGCAUUUAUCUGCUUUUCAUACUGUAUAAAAUGGCGCAAUCAAAUACUCAAUCUAGUCUAUAUUGUAGUAAAAUUAAUUUGUCAGCGGAUGAGCAUCAGACAUGGUUUUAGAGUAAGAUGCCAUUCGUCCAAGUAAAUUGAUCGGUUGUAGACGUGCACGAUACACAUUUUUGAGCUAUUUAGAGUUCGGAUUUCAGUCAAUGAAAGGUGUAUUUACACUCAUUCACGUGUUCCUUCAUCUUUCUGGGUUGUGCUUAAAAAGGAAAUGCCAACCAAUAUGGAGUUUCCAACUUCUUUCCAGAUCUUGAAAGAGUAGUUUGAGAAUGACAUCUAUCCCCCCAUCUGCCCAUCCUAAUUGCUUUCAUAUCUUUUAAUACUUGUGAAACAGAGUUGGGAGUUGUAAACUCCACCAAACAAUGCAUGAUACCACUGAACGUAUCCUUUCUGUCACAAAAUGAAUAUUGCAUUUCAUACUAUUUUUAACACAACAAACAAGAGAAGAUUGAUAAUAUGCAACUCAUGAUCAUGUCCAUCCGAAAAUACACUAAGGGCAAAACAAACUCUUGAACCUCCCAGUUAUAGUUGUUGGAGACAGAAUCUAGAAGUUAUAAAGCGAAUCAAGUACCCAUCACGGGAUCAUUGUUACGUUGAUAACGUUUCAUGUGUUCAUGCAAGUUUGGAUCAUCAGAAGAAAUGAACAAUGUUCUUACAUGGGGAAUUCAUUUUUCUCACAAGUCGAAUCAAGAACGACCGUAGUUAUUUGACAAGGUUUUGUGUUCUCAUCGAAGUUCGAACGUUUGGUCGUUGUAGUAAGUUUGAAAGGAAAGUGUUGUUGUAGUAAGUUUGAAAGGAAAGUGUUG